AUGGCAGCCACCAUGCCCCCGAGACAGUUCAAUGUUGAACCAAUCGAGACCACAACGAAGUCGUCCAAGGAGAUGCGCGAGAAUGUAGAUGGUCUCAAACGUCCCCGCUUUACUCCCAAGCCAGUCGAAACGACCACGAGGACGAAUCGAAAGGAACCCCAACCACGACGGAAAUUCGCACCUGAGCCCGUGGAAACAACGGAAAAGACAAACCGUCGUUUUGCUCCACAGCCUAUAGAGCAUUCAGAAAAGAGAAGCCGCAAAAAGAAAUUCGCUGUUGAAUCGGUCGAGGUAUCUCUGAGAAGCAGUCGGAAGAAAUUCGCGGAUGACUGGGAGAGCGAAACAACAAAACCAAGGAGAAAGUUCGCACCCGAACCGGUAGAAACCUCGACGAAAACCAACCGCGGUAGCAGGAAGAAGUUUGCAGAAGAAUGGGACAACCAAACAAGCAUCAAGAAGCACGAGAAGAAGCCCCGCAAAUUUGCGCCUGAACUAAUAGGGACUGCGUCACGGUCACGCCGCGCUCCAGAGGAACGGCCGUCCCUUCGCCGACUCGAGAAGCUGAAAACGACCCCUCAGCAUGACAUUCCUGGCGCGCCACCCAACACACCAUUUGACUUUUCACAAAACCCCCUCUUCCUGGAGAUCCAACGCGCAACAUCACCACUCAACCAACGGCGUAUGCCGAGGUCUCGACCGUCACAUCAUUGCUUCCACGUUCCGGACCUUGAUCCUAUAGAGUCUUCUGAGUCUGAAGGCGAGACUCCGUCACCUUUCAACUACCCCUGCCGGGCCUAUUGCUACGAGAAACACUCAUACAAAGAGCCAACACGAAUGCGAGAAAGUGUGGACGAGCAGACCUCUGGAUACUUACUCGAACUGGCUGCCAAGGCUGUGGAAAAGCAAUUGCGUGAACAAGAAAUGGCAGCUUUUCCAAACGGCAAUUACUACGAGCACGUCGAUCACUUUGUGGAUGCGGAUGAUGAAUCGACAGAUUCGUCGAAAGCUGGCAGUACAACCUUCAAUGAAGUCAACUGGGAUUUGAAGGCAAUGCGUCAAUACAGAGAGGAGCAAGAGAACCAGGAACCAACUUCGGGUAUUAGCCCGAAAUCGCACUUCAAGCCAAGCCCUUGGGCCAACGUUGCGACCGGUAUCAAAAUCGAGAAGGACAUAAUCGGGUAUCAGAAGAACGAGGAGAUUGAACGGAUGCGGAGAGACGCUCGACCACCGAUGCUCGGCAAGGACAUCAAGUUUCCUCGAUGCGCAUCUCCCGAACCAGCUCGAUUUGACACCACGCAAGGCUGCGAUGCCGUCAAAAUAGCUAUGUGCUACCUCUCAGAGCAAGCGCAGCAAGCCGAGAAAUCCGAGAAAGGCGAGAGUCUCUGGUGUGGGCAAGGCAACGGUAAAAAUCUCAGCCGCGUCUCUUCGCUCUGGUCUGUAGCCAGCAGCAAUCACGAGAAGAAAGAGAAGGAAGGUCUGUGGGCCGGCUGCUGCGUUAAGGACGAGGCACCCAAAGGCCCCACCGGAAUCCUCACCCCGCGUAUCGAAAGGGAAGACCUCCUCUCACCAUGCCCUACUCCAUCUCGGGGGUCUCUGCUCCCGCCCACACCUCCGGCCUCGAACGCCGACUUUGCGUGCAUCGACGAGAAGCUCACUUUCGCGCUCUCCAUCGACGAGGACUAUGGCGACGAUUUCGUCACGCAAGUCUACAACUACCUCUCGCUGGGCUACCCCUCAAUGGCCCAGCCCUUUGAUGAUGAGCUGUCGCGCAUCUCCAACAUCCCGAUCUCCGACCUACGACAAGACGACCACCUCGCCGAGUCGAGGGGCUACAUCCGCCUGGGCGCAGACGGGAAUCUCACGGACGCGGAGAUCACUGAGGAGAGCUGCAUGCGGUGGCGCGCUCUGCGGGUGUACAUCCGCGAGUGGGCGAAACAGCACCCGAACAUGGCGGGCGACGGACUUGGGGGUGCAGGGAUCGCGGUUCGGAAGGGCAGCUGGGCUGUCUGA
This is a messenger RNA of Paraphaeosphaeria sporulosa, 2010 nucleotides long. RefSeq lists its product as uncharacterized. The coding region runs from base 1 to 2010 and encodes 669 amino acids. The record is from RefSeq and is a predicted model, not a curated record. NCBI's taxonomy places the organism in Eukaryota, Fungi, Ascomycota, Dothideomycetes, Pleosporales, Didymosphaeriaceae. The transcript has 3 exons.